Messenger RNA from Mytilus trossulus (common blue mussel), 2308 nucleotides. RefSeq names its product deoxynucleoside triphosphate triphosphohydrolase SAMHD1-like. Gene Ontology annotation, biological process: dGTP catabolic process. Gene Ontology annotation, cellular component: nucleus. The transcript is spliced from 17 exons. Lineage: Eukaryota; Metazoa; Mollusca; Bivalvia; Mytilida; Mytilidae. Gene Ontology annotation, molecular function: dGTPase activity. The record is from RefSeq and is a predicted model, not a curated record. Bases 188 to 2308 code for a protein of 706 amino acids.
GCUCAAUCAAUAAAACAUGUUGCAACAUCUGUUUGUCAUUCUUAAUUCGUUAAUUAAAGAUCUAUCAUCAAAUAUCGGCUUGUGCCCAUCGGACGAAAGGAGUUUAUAAAGUAUUUUUCCAGUUAAUUCAGAUAAUUGGAACACAAAUUGAAAGCAGCAAAUAGAUAGACCAAAAAGCCAGUGAAAUAUGUCGAAGAUCUUCAAUGAUCCAAUACAUGGGACAAUCAUGCUCGACCCGUUACUUGUUAAAAUAAUUGAUACACCACAGUUCCAACGACUGAGAAAUAUCAAACAACUCGGUGGGUGUUAUUUUGUUUAUCCAGCCGCAUCGCACAACCGUUUUGAGCACAGUAUUGGAACAUGUUUCUUAGCAAGUAAAUUAGCACACAACUUAAAGCAACGACUUGACCAAGACAUAGAGAAGUUAGGGAAAGAUGACGAAAAGAAAAUGUAUGUUGAGAAACUGGAAAAGGCAAAAAUGACACCGGAGGACUUAUUGUGUAUAGAGAUAGCAGGAUUAUGCCAUGAUAUAGGACACGGGCCAUAUUCACAUUUGUUUGAUCGAUUGUUCAACAAAGCGAUGAAAAAGAAGGACCCGAGUACAGUGGAAUGGCAGCAUGAAGAUGUGUCAAGUAGGAUGAUAGAUCAUAUGAUUAAAACAAAUAAGGAUCUUCAAGAAGAAUUUGUAAACAGAUUUCCGUCAGAUUGGAAGGAUAGAGUGAAAUUCAUAAAAGACCUCAUCGAAGGAAAUAAGGAGAAAACAGAUAAGAAAGCAAUAUACUACAUGUAUGAGAUUGUAGCAAACAAGCGGAAUGAGAUAGAUGUUGAUAAAAUGGACUAUUUUGCUAGAGAUUGUCAUGGACUCGGAAUGAAAAGUAACUUUGACCAUCUUCGUUACAUCAGUCAAUGUAGAGUGGUGUUCUCCAGUGAUAAACCUGAUGAAACGACUAUUGCUGUUCGAGACAAGGAAGAGUAUAAUCUGUAUGAGCUGUUUCAUACCCGAAUUGGACUUUUCAGAAGAGCUUACUACCAUAAAGUAAAUAAGGCAAUCGAAUUAAUGUUAACUGAUGCCCUUGUUGCAGCUAACGACCAUCUAGACAUACCAACUGAUGAAAGGUUAACUGAUGCUCCUGUUGCAGCUAACGACCCUCUAGUCAUACCAACUGAUGAAAGGUUAACUGAUGCUCUUGUUGCAGCUAACGACCAUCUAGCCAUACCAACUGAUGAAAGGUUAACUGAUGCUCCUGUUGCAGCUAACGACCAUCUAGCCAUACCAACUGAUAAAGGUUCAAGUGUUAAAACGGUAAAAAUGAGUGAGGCUUAUCAACAUAUGUCUGCAUAUGAGAAGUUAACUGACAGUAUCGUUGAUGAUAUCCUGAAGAGUACCAAUAAAGAGUUGACAGAGGCAAAAACUCUGAUAAACAGGAUUUAUAAACGGAAGCUUUAUAAACUUGUCGGUCAAACAGCACCAAAACAAAAUGUUGCAGAGCAGAAGCUUAUUGAGAUUGAGGAGGAUUUAUUACAAGAUGAGGAACUGAUUACAAAAGAUGAUUUUCAAGUACAGAAACUCACGUUUUCUUAUGGAAUGAAAAAGAAAAACCCGAUCACAUCAGUAUACUUUUAUAAGAAAGGGAGUUUUGAAUGUUUCAAGGGGGAAGAACCCACAAAGACAUCCUUGUUUUUGCCUUCUGGAGAUUUUCAAGAAGAAAUUGUAUUUGUAUAUUCAACAAGCUUAGACGACAAAAAGUUCAACAAACUUUCAUGGAAGUGGGAUGUUAUGAAAAUAAUGGAAGAUGCAAAGGAUGCUAUAAAAAUAAUGGAGGAUGCAAAGAAUGCUAUGAAAAUAAAUAAAGACGCUAAGGAUGCUUUGAAAAUAAUUGAAAAUGCUGAGGAUGCUAUGAAAAGAAUUGAAGACGCGAAGGAUGCUAUGAAAAGAAUUGAAGACGAGAAGGAUGCUAUGAAAAGAAUUGAAGACGCGAAGGAUGCUAUGAAAAGAAUUGAAGACGCGAAGGAUGCUAUGACAAAAAUUGAAGACGCGAAGGAUGCUUUGAAAAUAAUUAAAGAUGCUAAGAUGGCUAUGAACAAAACUGAAGACGCAAAGGAUGCUUUGAAAAUAAUUGAAGAUGCUAAGGAUGCUAUGAAAAAAAUUGAAGAUGCUAAGGAUGCUUUGAAAAAAAUUGAAAAUGCUAAGGAUGCUAUGAACCAAAAUGAAGACAGGAAGGAUGUUUGGAAAAUAAUUGAAGAUGCUAAGGAUGCUAUGAAAAAAAUGGAAGACGCGCAGGAUGCUUUGAAAAAUAAAAGACGCUGA